Molecule: messenger RNA, 1816 nt
Organism: Mugil cephalus (flathead mullet)
Lineage: Eukaryota; Metazoa; Chordata; Actinopteri; Mugiliformes; Mugilidae
Gene: saal1
Product: serum amyloid A-like 1
Exons: 13
Coding region: 143-1558 (471 amino acids)
Source: RefSeq, a predicted model, not a curated record
GUUCGCGCAUGUGCUGGCAGGAACUCAGUAAAUGGGGUCUGUUUGAAAUGUCAGCUAGCUCUCCUGUAGCUGAAAAGAAAAGAGAAGUAUCUGAUGAAAUUUCUUGGAAUUCUUCCCAGCUAGUUGGUUGAGAGCAGUCACUAUGGACAGUGGUAUUGAUAGCCGAGAGGACGUGGAGAAGGAGAGCUCCUCGUCUCCUGUGAUGGACCGUAAUCCCUCACCUCCACCAGACGCGGCCAAUGGAGCGGAGGAUGAAGAUGUGGAUGCCAUUGGAGACACCAUUUACAGCAAGCACUGGCUUUUCAGCACCCUGACUCGUCUCAUUCAGAUGGUCACAGAGCAUUCAGAAGAAAACUCUGAAGGUCAGAUGGAGCUCUCUGAUAAUGACGAGGAAGAUAUGUGUAGAGUGUGGGAUAUGGCAAUGGAUAAGGAUGUGGCUGGUUUUCUGCAGGAAUUCAAAGCCACUGAUAUUCUUCUUGGAGUGAUAUCCAAAUCUCGUUGUCCACGUCUCACAGAAAUUUGCGUAGGAAUCCUUGGGAACAUUGCUUGCUUUCCUGACACGUGUGUGACUCUCAGCCAAAAUGAAGAUUUAAGUGCUGUGCUCUUGCUCCUUCUCGGAGAUGCGGAUCCUCCAACCCUUCUAGAAACGAGCAGAUUGCUGCUGACGUGUUUGUCUCAGAAAGACGUUUGCUCCCUGUGGCUUGAGCGAAUACGACAGCAGACGUCUGUGUGCCCCAACCUUUGCUUCAUCAUGUCCAGUUCCACCAACAUCGAGCUGCUUGAGAAGGUUGGAGAACUGGUCGACAACUUGUUUGACCUUGAAGAAGAGCUGAUGAAGAGUUGGAUCACGGCUCAGCCGAGGGAAGAGGAAGAGGAAGAAGAAGAGGAGGGGGAGGAGGAGGAGGAGGGUAAAAGCCAUCUGGAUUUAGUCCCAUGUCUUCUUGAGGCAGCAAAGCAGCUAAGACCAGAGAGUCCGUACGGCGUGGACAUUUAUCUUCACAUCCUUCAACUCCUCACCACCAUAGAUGAAGGCAUUCAGGUUUUUGCUGCUCCCGAUGGACCAGGAAAAUCGAUGUGGGACUUUGUGUGUGACGUUGUGUGUGAGGAUCUCUGCCAGCCAGACGAUCUGCCCGUCGUCCUGCAUGAACAGAAGAGGAUUCUGUUGCAGGCGUUCGCUUUGUUGCAGGCUCUGUACAGAUGCAGGGACCAGUGGAGUAGCAAAAUUGACCCAAGUCUGCCACUCAUUGGGUCCAUCUUGCGGGUGUGCCAGUACCACAGUGAGUGCAAAGAUGACACAAACAAAGAUGACGCAAAAGACGACCAGCUACUGACUCUGGCAGAGAUCUCUGCUGAGUUUCUAUCCGACCUCUUCAGUGACAUCGCCAAGGACACGGUUGCAGAUUUGAUUAAGAAAGGUCUCCUGACAGAGAAGACUUGCCGCGCAGCCGCAGCCUCUUUGCUUCCCAAGUUUAAGACUUCAUUGCAGCACCUGCAGGCCGUGUUGUCAGAGACUGAUCCCCAAAUGGCAGAUGUGGUGAGGACACAGUUUCCUGCGUGAGGCGCCUUCCAGAUCCUCGUUCAGCCCUCCCUCAGACUAUCACCGCUGCUUUUUAUAGCGGCCGGUGUUUCCUCUCCAAAGAUCCAGCUUCAUGUCAGGCUAUUUGCAUUUCCACCGGAAAGACACUCUUAACCGAAGUCUGUACGAUUGAAGUUGUACCUGUGUAACUUCUUUUUCUUUUUUUUUAAUCGCUCUCAGAGCUCUAUUUUUGUAUUUAGUGUUUGAUUGUCUUUUAUUAAAAGUGAUUUGUCAUUGUGA